Octopus bimaculoides (California two-spot octopus) is the source of this 1337-nucleotide messenger RNA. RefSeq names its product tetratricopeptide repeat protein 1. Gene Ontology annotation, molecular function: protein binding. Lineage: Eukaryota; Metazoa; Mollusca; Cephalopoda; Octopoda; Octopodidae. The record is from RefSeq and is a predicted model, not a curated record.
UUCCCCCUGAGUGUUAAUAUAUUCUGCUGCUAGGUGGCACUUACAGUUGAAGUGAUGUCGUGACGGAAGAAAGGUUUGUCACCGAAUUUGUACAAUAAUGGUUUUGGAAUUACAGUUAGGGAUAUUGUAAAAUAUAUUUUCAUAUAAAUAUAUGUACAUAGACAUACAUAUAUCUGAAUAAUCAGGACAAAGUGUGUGACUAGCAGUUCAAAAAUGGCAGAAGGUUGUUUAACACAUGCCGAAAACAAACUUUCUUCUUUGUCUCUAGCUGACCAAGAUGCAGUGAGCUGUCAUCAUUGCAGCGAUGAUGAAUAUGAUUCGAACUGCAAAAAUUGCUGCAGUAAGUUAGAUGGCAGGAAUGAGGAGGAAAAGUUGGACCAUGUAAAGGAGACAUGCAACUCGGAGAGCGAAGACGACAGUGGUGGAAACUUUGAGGACACCGACGAACAGAUUCACAAAGCAACAGAGGGUGCAACAGCACCAAGUACAGAUGAUGAAUACCAUUCUGCUGAUGAAGGUGAUAUUCAAGUUGAUGAGGAACUGUUGAAGAAUAUGGAGGAAACUUUAUCAGAUGAAGAAAAGAAGGAACGGCAAGAAUGUGCACAACAGUUUAAAGAAAAAGGUAAUCAAGAAUUCAAAGCGGGUAAUUUUCAAGAAGCUAUGAAGCUUUACUCCAAAGCCCUCCAAAUGUGUCCAUUAGCAUUUCCCAAAGACAGAGCCAUCAUGUAUUCCAAUAGAGCUGCUGCAUUUAUGAGAAUGCAAAAAAAUAAAAAAGCAAUUGAAGAUUCCUGCUCAGCACUGGAAUUGAAUCCGGACUACUUAAAGGCUUUAUUACGUCGUGCAGAAUUAUAUGAGAAAGAAGACAAGCUUGAAGAUGCCCUUCAGGACUACAAAAAGAUUGUUGAAAUGGAUCCGUCUCAGCACAGUGCUCGUGCAGCAUGUUUAAGACUUCCUGAACAAAUAGAAGAACGGAAUGAAAAGCUAAAAGCAGAAAUGAUGGGUAAACUGAAAGAUCUUGGAAACAUGAUUCUUAAACCAUUUGGCCUCUCAACUGAUAACUUUCAGAUGCAAAAAGAUCCUCAAUCUGGUUCAUAUUCAGUAAAUUUCAAGCAAAAUGUAGAUGCUACUUGAGUGUUUUGAACUCUUUUUAGAUAUAAUCAAGAACUGUCUUAAAAACAGAAUAAGAAAACUUAAAUACCUUUUUCUUUUUUGAUUAUUGUCCAAAUAUUUAUCUAUGAAGAUGUUGUGCUUGUUUAUAUUUAAUUAUUACUAUGUCCAGAACUGUUGGAAAGUAUCCACAAUGUAUUAUAAUAAAUUCAUUAAUUUUAAACUUGGAA